AUGUGGAGUUUUACAAACUUUAACAAUUUUUUGGGUAGAGACUUUUUAAAUAUAACUGAACCCUUUACAGAAGAAUAUACAUGUUAUCCUGUAUCCUUUAUUGGAAAAGAUGAUAUGGAAAAUGGAAAUAAAAUUAUACUUCCACAAACGGCUUUAAACGCAUUAGCUAGGAGACAUAUAUCGUGGCCUAUGUUAUUUGAAGUUUCAAAUCCAUACACUGAAAAACGAACACACAGCGGGGUUCUUGAAUUUAUUUCGGAUGAGGGUACUUGUCAUAUGCCAUAUUGGAUGAUGCAACAGUUGUGCUUGAAAGAGGGAGACAUAGUAAGGGUUACAAGUGUAAGUUUACCUAAAGGCACCUUUGUUAAACUGAAGCCCUGCUCAAAGGAUUUUAUGGAGUUGUCCAACCAUAGAGCUGUUUUAGAAACAGCUUUAAGGAACUACGCUACGCUGACUAUAGGCGACAAUAUUGUAAUUCAUUAUUUGGGAAAAACAUACGAAAUAAAAAUUGUGGAUUUAAAACCAGCUUUUGCCUGCACUAUUAUCGAAACUGAUGUCGAGGUGGAAUUUGAAGAACCUGUAGACCAUACUGAAAGUGUACAAUAUGUAGAAGAGCCUGUAUCUGUGGAAGAAAGCAAGUUCAUAGGGAAAGGGCAAAGAACCGAUGGUAAAGCGUGUAAAAACAUUAAAAAAGAAAAAGUCAAAACAAAAGUUGUUGAAAAUAUGGAACCAUGGAAGGAUAAACUAGUUGGGGGCGUCAGAAGCCAAUGUGUCGAAUAUGAAGAGAUGUUAAGGAAAGGCUGUAUUCCUGGAAUAAUAGGAAAAUUCAAGGAACGAAAAAAUUAA
This is a messenger RNA of Plasmodium malariae, 846 nucleotides long. RefSeq names its product ubiquitin fusion degradation protein UFD1, putative (gene UFD1). Lineage: Eukaryota; Apicomplexa; Aconoidasida; Haemosporida; Plasmodiidae. The record is from RefSeq and is a predicted model, not a curated record. Bases 1 to 846 code for a protein of 281 amino acids. Gene Ontology annotation, cellular component: VCP-NPL4-UFD1 AAA ATPase complex. Gene Ontology annotation, molecular function: polyubiquitin modification-dependent protein binding. The transcript has 10 exons.